AUGGAAAAAGGAUCUAAGUUUUUGAUAUUAGGCUCAAUAGGAUUAGGCAUUUUAGGAGGACUUUAUAUGCUUUUUGGUAAAAAUAAAGUCCGUGUAAAACUUUCAAGAGAUUAAGUGGUUUUGUUCUUAAAAGAUUUAAAGUCAUAAUCUUAAAGCUAGUUCAUAACUACUGCCAAAGUUAUUUAAAGAAUGAUAAGUGAAACUGGGGGUUAGUAUAAAAAUGAAGUAGAAAACACAGCAGCAGGAUAUAUUAGAAGUGAAGUUUAAGAAAUUUUUGAUCAAAAAAAGGAAGCAAUCUUAAUCAAGUAUCAAAUUGAUGAGCAAGAUUUAGCUUAAGCCUUAGAAUCUGAUUUCAAAAAUGAUGAUGAAAUAAACAAAAUAUUAAAUGAAAUUCAUGAAGGUUUCGAAAAUAGUUUAAAAGGCAUCGAACCUCCAAUGAAUGUAAAACCAGAAGUGUUUGAAAUUCUAACAAAAGACAAAACUUAUGACAUUGUAAAAAAAAUAAUGAAAUUAUCAACUAAGUUAUACUUGAAAGUAUUCACUGACUUAAAGAAAGAAGGAGAAAAACAAAUCAAUCUAAAAAACCCUAAAUUUUUAAGAAAAAUAGGCUAGUUAAAUAUGAGAGAUAGAAAGAAUAAAUUAAUUUUAGAUGAAGGAGUUAAUCUUGAGCCUGAUUCCCCUACUGAUAUCUUAGGAAAAGUAACCUAAAAAUACAAAGACUAAGAUAUAGAAUUUGCUGAAAAACUUAUUGAAGUAGAUAGAUAGUUUACUUAUGUAAUUGAAAAGCUAGGAGACGAAAUUACAACUGAAGAAUAAAUUGAUAAGGCUUUCUAAUGA
Molecule: messenger RNA, 837 nt
Organism: Tetrahymena thermophila SB210
Lineage: Eukaryota; Ciliophora; Oligohymenophorea; Hymenostomatida; Tetrahymenidae
Product: transmembrane protein, putative
Exons: 1
Source: RefSeq, a predicted model, not a curated record